CCAAGGCUGCAGCAGUUCUCCACCUGGUGGUGCCUGUCAGUAUUACCGCUCCUCCUCCACGCCUGACGUUUACUGGCAGCGCAUUAGGUUGUGCAAGAUGGCGAGCAGAGCCAUGUCGGUGGCAUUGAGUAGGGCAGCGAAGGUCCAGGCCUGCGGGCCGAGCGUCCUGCUGGUCAGGGGCCUCUCUGUCUCCAGUUCGAAAGCCAGAGAAGACAGCUGGUUAAGAUCACUGUUUGUUCGUAAAGUAGAUCCUCGCAAAGAUGCUCAUUCGAAUCUACUGGCCAAGAGAGAGACCAGCAACCUCUAUAAAAUACAAUUUCACAAUGUAAAACCAGAAUGUCUUGAUGCCUACAACAAGCUUUGUGAGGAUGUGCUGUCAAAGGUCCACGCAGGAGAGGACUACCCAUGUACAUUGGUGGGUUCUUGGAAUACAUGGUACGGAGAACAAGAUCAGGCAGUUCACUUGUGGCGGUAUGAAGGAGGAUAUCCAGCACUCACAGAGGUGAUGAGUAAACUUAGGAAAAACAAGGAAUUCACAGAGUUUCGUAAAGAACGGGGCAAAAUGUUGCUGUCCCGUAAAAAUCAGCUACUACUUGAAUUCAGCUUCUGGAAUGAGCCGAUCCCCAGAGAUGGGCCAAAUAUUUAUGAGCUGAGAUCUUACCAACUUAGGCCCGGAACCAUGAUUGAAUGGGGGAACCACUGGGCUCGUGCGAUUCGCUAUCGGCAGGACGGUGGUGAAGCUGUGGCUGGAUUUUUCUCACAGAUAGGACAGCUUUACAUGGUUCAUCAUUUGUGGGCUUACAAUGAUCUGCAGUCCCGGGACGACAUUAGGAAUUCAGCCUGGCAGAAAGAUGGCUGGGACGAAUGUGUUUACUAUACAGUCCCUCUUAUACAGGAGAUGGAAUCCAGGAUUAUGAUCCCAUUGAAGAAUUCUCCUCUCCAGUAAUGCACAUGGUUUUUGCCUCAAAUGAAAGAGCUGCAAACCUUUCUGUCGAUUUCUUCAUCAAUGAAUGAUCACGUUCAAUCUACCAAAACAAAUGACUCACUAUUAAUGUAGAACAUAGCUCUUUAUGUACUGCCCAUGUGUUUUCAAUAACAUAUGGAUUGUUUUCGUCUCCCCAAGAACACUGAUAUGUGUAGAACCACUUGUGAUAAACUACCGGUAAGCAUUGCUUAGUACGGUGGUGAUGGCCCCCAGGUACCGCUCUUCUGUUCCCUGGCUCCCCUGCUACAGGACACUAGAACGUGCACAUUUAACUCACUGUCUCGCUAUAAAUAGUGUAGAUUGACCACUUCCAGGUGACCAUCCUUACGCUGCAAACUCUGGGAAGCUGGACAUUGUAUUUCACAUACAGCCCUCUUUAAAGGGAACCUGAUGUGUUGAAAAUUAAGUCCAAUCUGCAGGCCGCAUGUUCUAGAACAGGAGGAACGAAACAGAUUUGGGAGAAAAGAUCCCAGAUAACGUGUCACUUAUUCAUGUAUUCUCUACUAAUUCUGUGCCCAGUAGUCAAGUGGGCGGUCCUACUCGCUGAUUGACAGCUAACUCUAUGCACACAGAUAACUGUCGCUCCUGAGUCAAGCCACUCACAUGACCACUUUGCCCAGAAGGAGCAGAGAUUUACAUGAAUAAAUUAUCCUGGAAGCUAUCCUGGAACUUGUCCCACAAAACUAGCUAUAUCAAUCUGCUUAGUGCCUCCUGCUUUAUAACAUGCUGCCUCAUUAUUUUUGUCAAAGGUUUCCUGUAAGUUGACCUUAGGUAUCUGAGACCCCUCCCCUCUAUAUUGUGAUAGGUUGACCCGCGCUUACCUAGCACAUUUUACUGUGGUACUAGCACUAAAGUCUGGUGCUUCCUUUUUGGAGACUUUUUCAAUCUUCACAUCUAUGAUUGCUAGUGCAUAGGUAUUCUAAGGUGUUAACCAGUAAGGGCAGUCAGAUGUUCGUUCUCAUCAUCUAACAGCUUGAGAAUUAUAGUAACCAUCUGACUGGCUUCCUGGACAACAGCCCCAAUAUCCUGUUCAUGUGCUCAAAGGGCCGACCACUGGGCCCCUACUGCAAACUCCUGCACGGUGCCCCGCUCUCCUUGUGUAUGGAGUGAUCUACGAUACUUGAAUGGAAACUUCUGAUCCCUGCACAAAGUAGUCGUCAACAUGCUACCUCCAUGUAUCUCUAUGGGAGAGUCAGAGGUACACAAAUGCUGCAUCUCCGGCUCUUCCAUAGAGACGCAUGGAGGGGGGCAUGUCCGCCAGUGCUUUGUUCAUGAGGAGUGGGGGGGGGGAGCCGGGCAGGAGAUCGCAGGGGUCCCAGUGGUUGGAUGCCCCGCGAUCAGACACUUUAUCCUCUAUUCUUUGGGGAUAAAUUGUUUAGCACCACAGUACUCCUUUAAGAUGGUCUGUAAUCCAGUACACAUCUAAGGUGAAAAUGCUACAUGUAGCAGCUUCGUUCAAUACAUUUUUUUUUUUUUUUUGUUCACUGCAUGAGACUUUUGUUAAUGUUUCGGAAUCAUAUGUGUCUGAUAUUGUCAAGUUGUAAGUUUACUGAAUUUCAGCCUUAUUUGUAAGUAGUUUAUGAAGGGCGACAUAUAAGGGAGAUAUGGGUAACCGGCACCCAGGUACAUUAAUAUCAGACUAUCUACGUAUUGAGAAUAGUCCAUUCAUUCUGUACACACAAAUUACAAUUGCAUAGCCCUUGAAAUAACUAUAUUGGACUUUGUUGUGCAACUUUAAUGCUGAAAGGAAAUGGCAAUUUUCACAGAUUUAAUAGGAUGUCAUUUUUAGGCUCAAAAUAAUGUGCUGAGUAAUUUCUUUAUAUAGUUUACAGUAGUCGGAUUUCUUCUUUUCUCAUACAUUGCCAUACAUUUGUAGCUAUAUAUGACAUUCUUUCUGCCUGCGGCCACCACAACUAGUGGCAGCUUGGGAGCUUGUAGCGAUCUUACACCUUGUUUUCGAGCACUGUAUUGCUGUAAAAAUAUAUUAAGAAAUUAUUCAGCACAGAAUUUUAUACCUUUAUAUAUUAUAUAUGAAAAUAUUGAGUUAUAUUCCAGGGUGGAAAUUUCACUUUUAAAUUAUCCAAUAACCAUGAUUUUAACUUCAUCUGGCUUGCAGAAUACAUGAAAGAAGUAUUCUGGAUACAUAUUAUUUUAAAAUGUUUAAAUCAAAAAGCACAUAUUUACCUGUGUCCCCCGAGGGCUCAACUUGUGACUUCUUCUAGCUCCCUGUUCUUCUUGGGAGGAACAAGAUCAGCGGGGAGCCAUAAGAUGUUACAGGGAGCCUUGGAGGACCCAGGUAGGUGAGUACUGUAUGCGGUUUUUUCCAUAGCGGACUUGGCAACAUUUUAAAUAAAUGUAUGUAUCUGGAAUACCCCUUUCAAAGUGAACCUCCAGUUUACAGCCAAAUUAAUUAUAAUUCAGAUUUAUAAGUAAUACCUUCAUAUAUUCUCAGAAUACCUCAACAUUUAAAUUAGCAGUGAUUCUUUUAAUAAACCUGUAAAACAUAAAACCAAUUAAAAGGGUUGUCCAGACAUACUCCUCCUUUCUGAUCUGACUGACCUUCAGCUUGGAGGACGCACUGCAUGCAACAUGUAUCUUGCACGGGCCCAGUUCGAAUAGGACUUGCGUACGAUACUCGCAGGGCGUUUAACGGUUGACUCAGCAACUGUAUCUCCACACGCUAUAAAGGAUCGGGCAGAAGAAUAUGUUUAGACAUCUCCUCAUAGCUCCCUACCUUAAAGAAUGCCAACACUGCUUGGGGUAGCCUGUAUUCUGUGAAUGUAGUCCUGGCAGGAGUUUCUACAAGGUCCAUCAGCAUAUUGUGAUAGCCCUGGAAAGCUUGAUGCAACUUUCAGCAACUACUUUAUCUAACUUGCAACCAUUUUCUAAACCAGUGCACCCCCAGUCUCUCUACUCUUCAUACAGAGUUAUAGCCAAACUGUUUGUCAUUUAAUUCAUAUGAUGGACACUGUUACAUUGCUAUUAAGGGUAUUUGUUUCAAACCAAUUUUUAUGCAUGGUGUUGAAAAGUUACAAAUAAUUUUUGAGUAAUUUAAUUUGUAAACAGGUCAUGCCGCUUGUGUGUUUAUGGAGAUUUUCUUAUAUUCUUCCCAAUAAAUGCUGUUUUUUCAGUUGUGUACUGUAGAAAUACAACACAUCCAAUGGAUUCCAAUAGGAGUAUGAGCACCAGCGAUAUCAGCCAAGUCACCCUCCUCUCUAAAACUGCAUAUUAUAUUGCGAAGUUUUCUCUAGAAAAUGAGAACUUGCUGUACACUGUCAAAUGCGGAUAUGCUGUCAGAUAAAACGAUUAUUCUGUUCAAGGUAAAGAGAAACACAUUCUCAACAAUACAUUUGUAAAUUGUUACAAUAUGAUAGGUCAUCAUGUGAAUAAAUAUCGUAACUGGUUUUCUCCUAAACAAUGGUAAUAAAAUUUUAUUUCACAUGA
This is a messenger RNA of Hyla sarda, 4429 nucleotides long. It is a transcript of the gene NIPSNAP2, whose product is annotated as nipsnap homolog 2. The record is from RefSeq and is a predicted model, not a curated record. The coding region runs from base 98 to 946 and encodes 282 amino acids. Lineage: Eukaryota; Metazoa; Chordata; Amphibia; Anura; Hylidae. Gene Ontology annotation, cellular component: mitochondrion. The transcript has 10 exons.